GAGGUGGCGCCCGUGAUAAACGGCCGUUAUUUAAUCAGCAAGCUGCGGCCUUUAAUACAACGCUCGGAUCUUGAUAUCAUGAGAGGGUUAUAUAUUAACACGGCGUUUGUAAAAUAAAAUUCAGUUUGAAGAGAAAUGUGGCGAAUAGUGUGACAGUUAUAUGAAUAAAGGGAUAAACGCUUUCAUUAAUACGCUUGUGCAUACAAUGAAAAACAAACAGACAUAUUGAAAUGGCGUCGAGUGAAACUGUUGUAGAAUUAGGAGAAUUCACGGCAACCGCGAUUACAGGGCAAAAUGAUACGGAACAGGAUUCAGAGACAGAACCUCUAACUGCCUGUUCACAAGAAAAAACAACGUCAUCGGCACAACCGACUUCAAAAGAGCGCCGACCUAAAAAUCCGGAGCCAGCUAAAUCAAGUGCAUUUUAUAAGAAGACGUAUACCAGUGGAAAGAUCAUUUUUAAGAAAGACAACAUAAGGCUACGAAAGUAUAGCAAGGAGAAGUACGAUUCCAAAUUCAUCAGGAUAAAUGCUGAUGCUGGGGACAAGGAAAUUAUUCUGCAGCAAGUGGUGGAAGGCGUUGUUAACAUGCUUUGGAAGGUUCGUCAUAAAUAUCUUCUGCUGUCAGUCACUACCGUUGCGGAUAAGUUGGAUAAAGCAUUCAAUAGAGGCAUGAGAGAAGUGUUACGAGGAGCAUGUCUGGUGACUGGCGGAUCAAACGAUUUCGAGACAGAACAGGUCGAUGACUAUGCAACUAUUGGAAUCGUUUUCGUGGACCGCAUACAGAAUAAAAACACAUUAAAGCCUUCGGAACUGACCAGAGGAGUGUUCGGCAUUGAUUCAGAUUAUCACCUGUUUACCGUCGAUAAAAAGGGUCAAAGGUGGACGCUGAACCUAGCUUCAUUGACCAAAGAUUAUGUCCAAAGUGACGGUAACACUAACGCAUUAACGGAUGAUCGUUUUGCUGUUGGCAAGUUGGUGCAGAUCAGCGAAGAUCCUGAGAGCAUCCUCGAUUCUUAUGUGCGCAAACAGGCCACCGGUCAAAUCGGUUUAAUAUCGAGGGUGGUGGAUGAAAAUUCACUGAAUGUCAUAGUAGGAGGAAGAGAAUUUCGGUACACGCUCAAUGAUGUUUCGUUGAUUACGGGAGAGCGUUGGAUUAUGCUGUUGGAGCCACAUUUCGAGACUAACGAGCCUUUAAAUAAGAAUGACGAGCUUGUACGGGCUGUAAUGAACGGCGAGGUCGAUACAGUCCACGCAAUGAUCUGCCAGGCUUACAAGGAGUUCAUGAAUGUUGAAAACAUCAUUGAAUACGAACUACCCACCGAUAUCGAUGAAAACCAGGCGAAUCAACAAUGUUAUCUGGAUACACAUCACGACCUAUACGUCUUUGCAGAAGAAUCGACGCUUAAUGAAUUCGGUGGAGAAGUUGAGUUUCGAGCUCAACUAGAAAAACGAAUUGCGUCCAAUAUGAUCAGAGAACAUGUUCCAGUCGUAAAUCUCGUUAUGAACGGCGACCAACACACAUUGGAAACUGUAGCUUAUUUAAUGAACGAAGGUAUACCUUCCUUGGUGGUAAAAGGAUCAAAAGGUGUGGCAGACAUUAUUGCAAAUGCUAUCGAAAACACCAGCGAACCCAAUACCCCCACACGGCGAGACAUUCACAGUGUGGACAUCAAUAAUGAAAUAAUAAGGGGAAUGCUACACAGCAGUAAUAUACCAUAUGACGCAUUCACAUCUUUUCAACAAACUUGCCAGAAACGUCCCAACAUGUUGUCGGUCGUAAAUCUGCUCGACAUUACCGAUCGGCAUCGACUGGUAGGCACAAUAUUGGAUGUCUGUUGGAAGGCUGGAUUAGACGUGACGUGUCUCAUGAUAUGGGCACUUUACUGUCAUUAUCAUCCUGGCCUCACUGACCAUUUUAAACGACUUGUGUCACUAGAUGGACAACGCAUGGCGAAAGAUCUACCACUACAGUAUGCAGUUUUGUAUUGCAUUGUUUGCAAUGAUGAUAACUUUCUUGAAACAUUAGUUCAACGGGUAGAUACACAUGACGUUGAAUAUAUGGAUAAUUGGAUGUACGUUAAAUUAUGUACAGAUGUUGAUCGUUACGGAUUGCUGAAAAGUUUGCAUAAAAAGUUAAAGGAUACUUCAGGAAAUAAGGGAUUGGGAACUAUUACCCAGGUCAUUGAGCUAAUGAAGGAGCGCCCAGUUCGAGGAGGGAUUUCAAAUGGCAGAGUAAGUACAUGGUGGGCUAAUCCUGCGACCUACUCAUCUAAGAAACAGCGUAAUGACAGAGAUGUAUUGAACUGCUGGGAUUACAUGUUUAUUUGGACAGUAUUGAUGCGUAAAAACGACAUGGCGUUAAUGCUCUGGACUAAAACGGAGUAUCCGUUCUUCAUGGCCUUUCUUGCAAAACAAAUAUGCGAGGCGGUGAAAGAGCAAACAAACGAUGAAGAGCUUAAGUCCGAUAUGACGGGAACUAUGAGCGAGUGGUCUACUGUAGCAAUAGAUGGUCUUAACGCAUGCUACCCGAUUUAUCAAAAAGGACAAUUCGCUAGUCUGACAACUACCAUGCCGUUUUGGAAUGAUAAAUCAUGCUUAGAUUUGGUCGGAGAAUGUGGCGACAUGGAGUUCCUGGCUCAACAAGCGUGUCGCAGUGUAGUUGGAGAAAUCUGGAAUGGAGAUACGGAGUUAGCGUUUCUCGGGCGUCUUAUACCAGUUCGACUAAGAAAAUACGAGAACAAAAUUAGGUCGCCAAAAGCAAAAUUCGGGUACAAUUUGAUCUCGUAUUUGCUGUUUCUGGGCCUGUUUGCGUACGUGCUGUUGUUUGAUCUCACACCAACUGUAUCGACUAUUGAAUUCGUGCUAAUGACAUGGGUAUUGACCAUAUUGGUUGAAGAAAUUAGACAGAUGCAUCAUAAAUAUCAGAUGCCUGGUUAUGAGAAGGCUAAUUCAUGUGUACAGCUGAUCGGAAAAUUGAAGAUUUACUUUUCGGAAGGAUGGAACAGCGUCGACAUAUUUGCGAUCGUCAUGUUUUUACUUGGAUUCGCACUGCGGUUCAAACAAUUUCGAGACACGUUUGAUUGGCCAAGAGUCGUGCUUGCUGUCGAUUUUUUCGCGUUCUUCGUGAGACUCGUUCACAUAUUCUCGAUUCAUAAAACCCUUGGUCCUAAACUCGUUAUAAUUCAAGGGAUGGUACAUGACCUGAUGUAUUUCUUUGUGAUUAUGGCUGUGUUUUUAUUGGCUUACGCCAUUUCCUCGUACUCCAUUAUGUACCCCAAUGCUCCAGUUACUUUGGAAACUGCUAGACAAAUAGUUUGGAUGCCUUACUGGCAUAUUUAUGGAGAACUCUUUCUAGAUGAGAUGAAAGGUGAAACGAAGUGUACAGAUGACGCUAAUCUAUGGAUGAAUGAAACCGUUUCACGCUGUACAAGCGAGACCAGCAAGAUAUUGGCCCCAAUCAUGAUGGGAGUUUACCUGCUGUUUUCCAAUAUCCUGCUUCUCAACCUUCUUAUUGCAAUGUUCAGUUACACAUUUACUAAAAUCCAUGAGCAAUCAGACAAAGUUUGGUGUUUACAGCGAUACUUUAUGGUCAAGGAUUACGCGCUACGGCCAAUAUUGUGUCCUCCUAUAAACGUAUUUUGGCACACAUACCAGCUUCUCCAGUGUUGUGUACUUAAGUGUAAAAGAUCUCAGCACUUAACUGAUCCUUGCGACCGAAUCGCUGUUUGUUAUGGCUUGAGUCGUAUUAUGCUAGCUGUAUCGAGAAAUUAUCAAGAACGGAAAAAAAAAGAAAGUACUGAUUCGAUUAUGAAAACGGCCAAUGAAAAGCUUGAUGAUUUGAGAAACAAGGCGGAGCAGGAGGAGACGUUCAGAAUUCAAACUCUCGAAGCUCUGAAACAUUUCGAAGCUCUGAAUAAGAAAGUUGAUGAAUUGGAGACGAAGAGCAAAGAAGAAGAGGCGUUUCGGAGUACGAUGCUGAAUAGGACAAAUCAAGCGUUCAAAGAAGAAGAGGAUUUUCGGCAUGAGCUCCGGGCUGUGUUCAGCAAAGUUCAAGCCAAUUUAGACGCUCUCAAUACGAAAGUACAUGCCUUGGAGAUAAAGGCUGAAGGCCACCAUCAAGUGGAAGAAAGAACGCAUCUUUAGUGGGUAAAUGUUACAUACUAGACAAUAUUGUAUCCGAACCACUUAAACCACAGACAAUCAGUUGCCGGUGUGAAUGGUAUAUAAAUUUCAGAAACAUAAUGACAUUUCUAACGAGUGGUUUAGACACAAUAUCAAUUUUAGCGCUCAUUAAAAAUGACACGCAGAACAUUUAAGUAAGCACACUCAAUAAACACGAUUGUUAAAUGAUCUAAUAGAUGUUUCUACCAAACUAAAUGACAUUGCUUGCCAGGAUAUGUAUUUCUUUUUUAAAUUAAAGCCACUUUAACUGCUUUGAUGCGGAUCUAUGGUAGCAUUUUGAUAAUACUAUCAUUUUAUUGGGCGUAUUUGCAGUGAAUGUACAUAGUUGCGUUUUAUCUUUAGCUGUAUGAAUGAGUUUUGUUCAAUGUUUGUAUUGCCUGAACAAAUCAUAAACAUUUGGUGUAAGUCUACAUGACAUGAGAGAAUGGUAAAAACAUACAAUAUGUGCAAAGAAAUGUUGUGAUAUUAUUUCGCAUUUCGUUAUUCCUCGAACAUUUCUCAAGUUUGAAGUACGAUAAAAAAUGAUUUUACCAGUACACAUUCACGACUGUAUUAAUCUGGAUUUAUGCUGCGCAUUGAACUUGUUUCUACUGUAACGUAGCUAACAUUUACGUAUGCAAAGACAUUACAUAUUCAACACAGGAUUUUUAUAUAUGCAUAUUGUUGUAAAUCACAUAACCAUAUGUGUAGUAUUGGUAGUGGAAGGAUAUAAGUGUUCGUUUGGUGACUUAGGGACUGUACAUAUUUAACACUGGAUUUUUAUAUAUGCAUUUUGUUGUAAAUCGCAUAACCAUAUGUGUAGUAUUGGUAGUAGAAGGAUAUAAGUGUUCGUUUGGUUACUUAGGGACUGCUUUUAUACUAAAUGAUAAUAUCAAUGCCUUUAAUAUCAAAUGAUUUAUCAUUGCUAUUGCACAUUUUCUGAAUAUUUUACUGAUGUUUGAUACUUUGUUGAACCGCUGUCGCAAUUAUUUGCCUUUAAUCGGGAAAUGCUUAUCAAGCUUUACUGAACUUUAUGUUAGUUUCAAAUUAACAAUGUGUUGAUGAGUAUAACAAUGUAUCUAAAUUCACAGAGCACACAAUUUAUUAUUUGUCUAUAUAUAGUGAAUUUCCGGAUAUACCGCUUGGUGUUUCUUUUGAAUUCAUGUCCAUGUGUAUUAUAGAUCAUGCUUAGCAUCGAUGUGUUGCAUUCCAUGCUAAUAUCAAAAUAGGUAAAUGUACUUGCUAGUGUAUAUGUUAUUGUUGCUUGUAAAUUUUCUGCAUUUAAACACAUGUUAUGAUUUCCAUUAAUAUGCAAAUGUCCAUAUUUCUUAUGCAUUUUAAUGUUUACUCGUCCUGUUUUAGCGUUGUAUCUAGACAUAGUUAUUUGCAAUAAUACGUAUUGAGUAAGCGUCCCGUAACAAUAAACGAAGUGUGAUUAAUACAAACACUACUUUGAUAGCACGAAAACCGUGUGAUAUUCCCUAAUACUAAGUAGAAUAACACCAAAAAUAACAUCUUCCUGUUUACCUGUUUUGGGUAUUUAGACAGUGAGGCAUGCGUGUUCGCACAAAAACAAUUCGUCACAAUCGAUGACUUGUGCACACAAUUUUAGUGUGGUGCUUAAGGCUAUAAUCGAUACUACUUUAAAUAUUUGAAUUCGUACUUUAAUUUCCUAAAACAUGUAUAUAGUUUUAUUUUGAAAAUACCAUGAAAUAUCCAUACUUUUAAAGGGGGUAUUUUUCAUCCCAACUUAUUGUAUGAUAACAUGCUUACUAUCGACCUUAACAAUUCUUGCAAAUUGUUGUACAGGAAUGAUAGUGUUUUAGUGAAAAAUGAAAACAAAUGCGAACAAUCACUAUCAAUAAAUGGAAGUAUUUACCGUGAUUUCAGAUAAAUUGCGUGUGUUUGUAGCAUUUCAUGACUCAAUUUCUCGUUAAGUAUUAUUAUAUAUAUAUUAUAUAUAUUAUUAUAUAUAUAUAUAUUUAUUCUAGGUAGGUUUUUAUAAAUUAAAAAUAUGUGUAGCGAUAGCUUGUUAACAUAUUUUGACAAUAAAAAAUACCUUCCACCAAGUCUAUAAUGUUUAACGGGUCUACACAUCGCUAUCAAAAGACAUUUUAAAAAAAACGCCAUUGUAAAGCAGGUCAACAAAUCUUUUUUACAAUUACUUAAACAGAUCUUUAAAAAAAACUGCCACUUUAACUGCUUAUUUUUGUUUUAAUGUAUAAACAUCAGUUAUUAAACAUAGACAUGCAUUUUAUUGGUGUUCAUAUACAAACAUUAAUGGUAAACAGUUAAGGUUUGUCCGAACGCAAUAAAGUGAUCAUAUGAAUCAACAAUAAAUGUUAAUUGAUGUAUGCAAAGUUAAUGUAGUCGCUGACGGAUUAACAACACCCAAAUGAAAAAAGUCCGCCAAAUGCUUACUGAACUACUACGCAUGUUUGACGUUGAAACUUUUAUAAAUGAUUUAUACAAUGAAAUAUUAAAUCAACAUUACCAAUACAUGCUGUAUUGUAUAUUCUAUUAUGUUGUAUAACCAUUAUAUAUGUGCGUUAAAUAUAGCGUAAUAUUGUUUUUGUAUUUUUUAUUUGUACGCUAUUAUUAAUAGUGUACUUAAAUUCAUCCUUAUAGUUUUUUCUGCUUUAUGUUUAUGUAAAUCGUGCGUCUUCUGAGUUGCCAUUUAGGUAUGAAUACAAUCAACUAUCAUUGUACACGUUUAAAGUUAGCUCUGACAACUAUUUUGUAACCCACAUAAAGGAGACACUAUGAUGACAAAUCUCAAAGCAUAUAUGUUCUCUUGGUUAUCAAUUCAAUUAUCACACAAGCGUUCAUAUAAUUAGCCAUUCAUAAUACUAUCCACUGCAUAAAUAGAUUGCUUUGUAUACUUUAUUGUAAGCCGUAUGUUUAGUAGCCAAUCAAUUUAUGCAGUCGAUAGUAUUAUGAAUCGCUAAUUAUAUGAAUGCGUGUGUGAUAAUUGAAUUGAUAAACAAGAGAACAUAUAUGCUUUAGAUACAUUAGUUGAAAUGGUGUGUUCAAUAACACACACAUGAACACAAUGCAUAGAUCUAGACUACAAAUUUACGAUUGUAUAAACAAGUAUAAAUUUGUCUUACACACGUAUGUGCUUUAAAUAUAGAUCAUUAGACUUAAACGUAGAAAAAUAGCACAUAUCAAGAUUCAUAUAACAGUACUCUUAACACAAUAUACCCAACUUCUGUUAAUAAAUUGAAUUGAUCAAUGCGUGAAUUGUUUGUCAUCAAACACACAUAUAUUUUUAAUGUGUGUGACUUUGAAUAUAAAUAAAGCAAACACUUGCCUAAAGACUUUAUUUAAAUACAUAUAGUUGCUUAUAGUUACAAAAGUGAGAUCUUUUACAAUACGGUGCCUAAUAACUAAAUUUUGAUUACGUGAAUAGAUUACGAUAAUUUUGUUUGCUAAAAGUUGUGAUUGACAUACUGAAAGAAACUAAAAGAAAUAUUUACUAGUUUUUCAUUAUUAAACUGAGUCAUCUUAAUUCUUUAUUAGCUUAAUAUUGAUAUAUACUACAGAUAAUGACGCACACAAUUUAUUUGCGCAACAGCAUACUAAUAUGUGUAUGUUUGUAUUACUUUUUAUGUUCCCCAGUCUAUACUGGGGGACAUAUUGUUUUUGCCCUGUCUGUUUGUUGGUUUGUUUGCGUCAAACUUUAACACUGGCCAUAACUUUUGCAAUAUUGAAGAUAGCAACUUGAUAUUUGGCAUGCAUGUGUUUCUCAUGGAGCUUCACAUUUUGAGUGGUGAAAGGUCAAGGUAUGUUCAAAUAUACGGGAGGGGACAUAGUGUUUCACAAACGCAUCUUGUUUGUUUUAUUUUAAUUGUAAUUGCAUUAUCAAAUGAUGAAAUUUUGAUGUCAUAGCUAAUGUGUACAUUUUGAUUUAUUGAAGUUAUGUUUAUUUCUCAUGUUUUUACGAAAGCAAUCACAUAUGUGGACGUAUUUAAAUUAAAAAUGUCAUGCGUGUGCCUCAGAUCUUAACAUGCCACAACCGUUCAUGUCGUUUAAUAUUAUAUCGUAAGAAGAUAUGGGUAAAUCAAAUGUCAUUGUAUCAUUUGUACCCCAAAACAUGAACGGACAGAGAAGAAUUCGACUGACUUUGUAAUAUACACUCAGUUGUUUUUCCUGACAGAAUAAGAACAGAAAUGACAAGUAUACUUUAAAAGCUGUUUUAAGCUGAUUUUUGAUACUGAUCACAAAAAUGUUCCGCACAGAGGAUUUGUUUUGAGAUUUGAUGUGGGCUUUUCGUUCCAAAUGUGCACGCGGAACAGUUUAUUCAUACGAAACGCACAUAUGAGCAGUCUAAUAAGACGGGUGUCUGUAUAAGAAACUUAUUACAACACAUUACUAUAAAUAUUUGUAACGUCUCGUUUGUGAUUGGAAUGAACUAUGCUUUCAUUUUAAAUAUUGUAUUAUUCUUAUUAGUAUAAGUAGUAGUAGUAUAAUAUAGUUUAUAUUAUGUAUUCUAUUGUAUAGUUUAUUUUGGAAAAUUGUUGUUCAAACGUGUGUACCAGCAAACCAUAGUGAAAGUAAAUUUAUAUAAAAAAUAAAUAAAUAAA
Messenger RNA from Dreissena polymorpha, 8749 nucleotides. Its product is annotated as transient receptor potential cation channel subfamily M member 5-like. The transcript has 35 exons. Gene Ontology annotation, molecular function: ligand-gated calcium channel activity. The record is from RefSeq and is a predicted model, not a curated record. Gene Ontology annotation, cellular component: membrane. NCBI's taxonomy places the organism in Eukaryota, Metazoa, Mollusca, Bivalvia, Myida, Dreissenidae. Gene Ontology annotation, biological process: calcium ion transmembrane transport. The coding region runs from base 231 to 4145 and encodes 1304 amino acids.